UCAGUCAUUCACCGGACUACCAGCCCAAUACACACACCAAACAUGAAGGCCUUUAUUGUGUUCGCCUGCUUAGCGGUAGCGACGGCCCGCGCCGGAAUCGCCCAUGGUGGAUAUGGCGGAUAUGGCGGUGGCUAUGGUGGUUAUGGUGGUGCCGGUCUGGCCAUCACCGGACACGGACUCCGCGGUGGUGCCGGUCUGAGCGGUGGACUCGCCGCUGGUGCUGGAACCGCUGCCUCCCUCCAGGGUGGUGCCUCUAGCUUGGGCUCUGGUGGUCUUGGUGCCAGCUAUGCUGCUGGUGCUGCGGCGGCGGCUGGCGCUGCUGGAGUUCAGCAGAUCGUCUCUGGUGGAGUCUAUGGUGGCAGGUCUGACAUCGGACCCGCUGAGGGACCCAAGGCCAACGUUGGACCCCAGACCGGACCAUCUGAUCUCGUAGGACCCCAGGAGGGAGCCAAGUCCGUUGGUGGACCUCGCACUGGACCGUCCAGCCUUGUAGGACCCGCUGCCGGCCCAUCCACCCUCGUUGGACCGUCCCAGGGAACCGCCACCCUCGUAGGACCAUCCCAGGCCACCGCUAACCUCGUUGGACCCAGCUACGGAGGUGUUGCCUUCUACGCCGGAUCCGGUGGAAUCAACGGUGAUGACGGAAGCUCUGGAGCUGCUGCUAACGCCGCGCCUGGUGCUGGACUCGGAGGUCUUGGUGGUCUUGGAGGUGCUGGCAUUGCUGUCAUCGGAGGAGGUGCUGGACUCGGUGGUGGUGCCCUUGGUGGCGGUGACGCCGGAAUUGCUGUGAUCAACGGACCGUCUGGCGCCAUCCACGCUGGACUCGGCGCUCACGGAGCUGUCAUCCCCGCGCCCCUUGGCAAAUGGUAGACGUUUUAAGACCCCAGCGAUCUCGGCUCGGCGACGGCGGCAAACCCACCACAGUCACUUACCGGUCUCGAACAAUCCUCAAACGCGCUCAACGUCUUCUUCCCAAAGCUUCGUCCAGUCUCGGAACACGAUCGGGGCACACUUGGCGCUAGUGAUAUGAUCGUUGGACACUCGGGACACACACAGAACGGUCGAUCGGUCGUACUUGCGUACACCGGCGAGCCGAUGAAGCGCGAUCCGAAGGACGGAUAAGAUCGUGAGAGGACGGCAUCGAGAUUUCGGCCACACGUGAUCCGCGGCCUCGCGUCGUUCUCUCCUCGUUCUCGACCCGCUACAACCGGGUAAAAUUUAGUCAAUUACCGUUCAUCGCGAGACCAACGAUAAAGGAAGCUCGGCGCGGGCCGCAAUCCAUCGAUCUCGGCACGCGACCACCUCGCCGCUCCUCGGCGACCUUUCACCCGCGAAACCGCGAACGUCGUUCUUUCGGACAGCAAAAUACUAAACGCGACGCGCAUUUCCGAGCUGCGACCGUGUGUCACAAAGCCACCCCGUGCACACGCGUAUCACGCUGCACCGUCGUGGACCUAGCAAGUGGGCAAGCUUUGGCACUUCGUCGUCGGAUCAACCGGAUCUGUUCUGUUUUUUGAACACCUACCGUUGUUCCGGCUAAACUUUCUUUUCUUACGUCUUCCACCAUCCGUAAGGCCGCCGCUCUUCACGCACAUAUCUAUUUCUCUCUUUUUCCACGGGUCGGUCGCGUCAAGCGCACGUUCCCAGCAUGUUGUUAUACUUACCGCCGCACUCCAAGCAUACAUAUUAUUAUUACUCGCGUCCAUGCGCACAUAUGUUCUUCUUAUAUAUAUAU
Molecule: messenger RNA, 1735 nt
Organism: Wasmannia auropunctata (little fire ant)
Lineage: Eukaryota; Metazoa; Arthropoda; Insecta; Hymenoptera; Formicidae
Gene: apd-3
Product: spidroin-1-like
Exons: 4
Coding region: 43-870 (275 amino acids)
Source: RefSeq, a predicted model, not a curated record